Molecule: messenger RNA, 3298 nt
Organism: Myxocyprinus asiaticus (Chinese sucker)
Lineage: Eukaryota; Metazoa; Chordata; Actinopteri; Cypriniformes; Catostomidae
Product: phosphoenolpyruvate carboxykinase, cytosolic [GTP]-like
Exons: 10
Coding region: 608-2518 (636 amino acids)
Biological process (GO): gluconeogenesis; cellular response to dexamethasone stimulus; cellular response to insulin stimulus
Cellular component (GO): cytosol; mitochondrion
Molecular function (GO): manganese ion binding; phosphoenolpyruvate carboxykinase (GTP) activity; GTP binding
Source: RefSeq, a predicted model, not a curated record
UUUAUCAACAUCUGCUGAAUCGGCACGAGCACGACCUCAGGGAAGCUUGAUAUAUAAGAUUCACCUCUACAGAACUUUGCUCAAUUGUGUUUUCACAGCCAUAGUGAAGCAGCAGCGCGGGACGUGCUGCACGAGCGCAUUAAGUCGUUACGGAAUCGAAAACACAGGAACUAGUGUGCUUACAUCAGCCGGCAGACACUGAAGUCCUCGUUCGGCCGUGAUUCAGCACAGUGUCUGUGCACAUCUGAUCGAAAGCGCGCGCCUACUCUGUUGAAAUGCUGGACUUUUAAAAUAUGUUAAUAGACUAGGAAGUUUGCGAAUACAACAGACUUUAUUUAGUACUGACACAUACGAUGAUCGCAGGUUUGCUUGCACUCGGGGGAAGAGCGUGUCAUUAGAGUAGGAUCUGUGGGUGGAUCAGCUGAUGAUAAGUUAUACGUGUUAAAGUGCAAGUACCUUACUCUUCACUACCUCAAGAGCUGGACUUUAUCACAGUCUGAUAUGAGAGGUGCCCAGGAUCGCAGAGGACCAAGUCACCCGUCUCAUAUUACUUUAUUUAUUUAUUUUUUCUCAAAAGCCAUAAUUUGAGUUUCUUUUUGCACCUAAGAUGUCCUGCUUGUUUCUAGGAGUACUAAGGAGGCGAAAUGCCUUCAGUACAGCUUCAGUGGGGGCCCGGUCCCUCGCCUCCAUCCCCUCUCUACCUCCAUCUGUGGCUGAGUUUGUUUCAGGGGCCGCGGCUGAGUGUAAACCUGCUAAAGUGCACGUGGUCACAGGCACACCAGGGGAGACGGCAGAUAUCCUGGCCAACCUGGAGAAAGAUGGCAUGGUGAAAAAACUCACCAAAUAUGAAAACUGCUGGCUGGCACGAACUGACCCUAAAGAUGUGGCUCGUGUGGAGAGUAAGACAGUGAUCGUGACUAAGAAUCAGAGAGACACUAUCCCCAUCCCCACUGGAGGCGCUAAGUCCCAGCUGGGCAGCUGGAUGAGUGAAGGAGACUUCCAGAAGGCCCGAGAGGAUCGCUUUCCUGGCUGCAUGGCAGGACGUACAAUGUAUGUGAUCCCCUUCAGUAUGGGCCCGGUGAACUCUAGUCUUGCUAAGUUUGGUGUUCAGGUGACAGAUUCUCCAUAUGUGGUGGCUAGCAUGGGUAUCAUGACACGCAUGGGAACUCCAGUCCUGGAGAAACUGGCAGAGGGAGCAGAGUUUGUGCGUUGCCAACACUCUGUGGGCAGACCUCUACCACUCAAAGCUCCUUUAGUAAACAGCUGGCCUUGUAAUCCAGAGAAAGUAUUGAUCUCACAUCUCCCAGACACCAGACAGAUCCUGUCCUUUGGAAGCGGUUAUGGUGGAAACUCACUGCUCGGAAAGAAGUGCUUUGCUCUUCGUAUUGCCUCUCGUAUUGCCAAAGAUGAGGGCUGGUUGGCUGAACACAUGCUGAUUCUUGGAAUUACGAAUCCUCAGGGAGUGAAGCGCUACAUUGCAGCAGCUUUUCCCAGUGCUUGUGGAAAAACCAACCUGGCCAUGAUGAAGCCGACAAUGCCAGGCUGGAAAGUUGAGUGUGUGGGCGAUGACAUUGCCUGGAUGAAAUUUGACAGUCAGGGUAAGCUUAGAGCUAUAAACCCAGAGAAUGGUUUCUUUGGAGUUGCCCCCGGGACGUCCCUAAAGACCAACCCUCAUGCCAUGGCAACCAUCUCCAGGAACACAGUGUUCACUAAUGUGGGAGAGACCAGUGAUGGGGGCGUAUGGUGGGAGGGUCUGAAACCACCUGCACCUGGGAUCAAGCUGACCGACUGGCAUGGAAAAUCCUGGAAGUACGGUGAUUCUACACUGUGUGCCCAUCCGAACUCCAGGUUUUGCGCCCCAGCUGGCCAGUGCCCCAUUAUAGACCCAUGCUGGGAGGGUGAUGAGGGUGUCCCAAUCGAUGCCAUCAUAUUUGGUGGUAGAAGACCUGAGGGUGUGCCUCUGGUGUACGAGUCAUUUAACUGGCGUCAUGGUGUGUUUGUUGGCGCUUCCAUGAGAUCUGAAUCUACAGCUGCUGCUGAACAUAAAGGUAAAGUUAUAAUGCAUGACCCCUUUGCCAUGCGUCCUUUCUUCGGCUACAACUUUGGCGACUACCUGGCCCACUGGUUGAGUAUGGAGACACGGAAAGCACCGACCCAGCUCCCUAAGAUCUUCCACGUUAACUGGUUCCGAAAAGAUCCGAAGACCGGUUCCUUCCUGUGGCCAGGGUUUGGAGAGAACGCUCGCGUCCUCGAGUGGAUCUUCAAGCGAUGUGGCCGAACCAGCGAAGAUGAGGCUGCCUCCAAGAGCAUUAUUGGUUGGAUUCCACAAAAUGGUGCCAUACACACAGAAGGCCUGGAUGGGAAUAUAGAUAUGGGUGCCCUCUUUGACCUGCCCAAACCCUUCUGGCAGAAAGAAACACAGGAGCUCAGAACCUACUUCACCCAGCAGGUUGGGGCUGAUCUACCUGCACAGGUGGAGGGAGAGCUGAGAGCGCUGGAGGAGAGAGUGAGGGAUUAAAUUGAGACUAUAUUACAUUACAUUUAUGCUGAGUAAACAUAAGGUAUAGAAAUGGGCUGAGGUGGAGCUAACUGUGUUAUUGUGAAUGACUGUUGCACUGCAGUGAACACUGCACUGGAGAAAGCCACAAAGUGUAUAUCACUAUCAGUGAUAUCAAUACAAAAGUGCCUUAUUAUAUUUUACAAUAGAAGAUAAAAAAAUCUAUUUAAUGUUUACAAGUUGUCUGCCAAAAUGUAUAUUUUUACAACUUUAUGAAUUUACAAGAUACAUACAUAGCAAAUCCUUCUGGCAAAAAAAUGCAGCAUAUGAGUACACUAUGUAAUAUUUAAAGGGAUAGUUCAACCAAUAUGAAAAAAACAAAACAAUAAAAUAUAAAAAUGCUGCCAUCAUUUACUCAGUUUCAUAUUGUUCCAACCCCUCUCUUUCUUCUGUGGAACACAAAAUGAGGUGUUUUGCAGAAUGUUAUGGACUGACACACUCAGUCACCAUUCACUUUCAUUUUAGGAAAAAAUAGUUUUGAGCAAAAUUAUCAGACAUGUCUUUAAAGAAAGCACCAAUACCACAUGUGUUUUUUAAAUGUUUGCUGGUGACUUAAUGAAAGCUGAUUUUUUUAAAUUUAUAAUUUCCUAAACAAAAUGGCCUUUUAUCAUUGGAAUGAUUGACAAUCUUACACUUGAACCAAUGUUGAGGGAUCUGGACCAAAGAGUACUGAUGAGUCUCAGUCACUGAAUGUACUGUAUGUUGUUACUUGAGCUGACUGAAUUAAAAAAUAAUUCUAAA